Molecule: messenger RNA, 4914 nt
Organism: Lytechinus pictus (painted urchin)
Lineage: Eukaryota; Metazoa; Echinodermata; Echinoidea; Temnopleuroida; Toxopneustidae
Product: dCTP pyrophosphatase 1-like
Exons: 5
Coding region: 1-432 (143 amino acids)
Biological process (GO): DNA protection; dCTP catabolic process
Cellular component (GO): cytosol
Molecular function (GO): dCTP diphosphatase activity
Source: RefSeq, a predicted model, not a curated record
AUGCCGCUACAGGCCGUAACGUAUUUCUGUUUAUGCAUUUUGAAACUAGAGUACCCGGUGUUUUGUAAAACAGAAAAGGAAAAAGUUUCAUGGAAAUUGGAAUUUACGAAGAACUCAGAAUUUCACAGAACAAAGAUUUCAGGACAGGUUGGAGAAGUUGGAGAACUAUCAGAAAUUUUUCAAUGGAGAGGAGAGGUAAAGUCAGGAAUUCGAGACUGGUCAGAUGAAGACAAAGUCCACCUUGGACAAGAACUUAGUGAUGUCCUCAUCUAUCUCAUACGCCUUGCACAGAAGUGCCACAUUGACUUACCAACUGCUGCGCUUGAUAAGAUAGCCCUUAAUGCCCACAAGUAUCCAGCGGCCGUGGUCAAAGGUUCCAGCAAGAAAUAUCUGAAGUACGACAGCUCCAAGAAUGUUGAGGAUAAGAGAUGAUAGAGUAAUGCUGCUGUAGGUUCAUGGUAAUAAAGAGCUUUAGUUUUGGAUGAUGGAUUCUUCUAUGGUGAUUGAUAAGUAUGCCUGUGCUGUCAGAUCUUAAAGUGUUUCAGCCCUGCAAAUAAAUCGUCUUGUUUUUAGGACAGGACAUAAUCCCAGGGACAUACUGAAAAUGAUCACAUGACCAACACUCUAUUGUCAUGCUGUUGUUUUCAGGACAACGCUAAUUCACUUCCCAAGCAGUAAACUGGUAAAUUGAUGAAACUUCAGAAUUGUUCAGUCAUCAAUUAAUUGUCAUAAAACCAUCUGUUGUCAUGUGAAAUGAAAGCUCCUUAAUAUCUUAUUGAACAUUUUUUUAUAUUCAAAAGUCACAAUGAUUCAGUGGAAUGGCAGAAGUGUCACAGCAAGGAUGAGGUUCCUGGUUUUAGAAACCAUAAUGAAUGUCCUGGUGUCCUUUUGGUGUUAUAACCUUCUUACGAUGUCUUUCAGAGAGAACCUAGAUCUUUCGAUCCUUGUAUUAUUAUUUCAAUUUAAGAGCACAUAUAUUCAUUUUUAGCCUGCCUAUUAGCAGUAUGAUAAAACAUAUCCCUAAAAACUGUAUUUUAUCUAGACCCCAGGACUCUCCUAACAUAACUGAAGUUUGGGGUGUGCAGGUGGACCACUACACAUGGUUUUCACCUAAAAAGCAAAGGUAGUGACGCUUCUCUACACAGGACCUCCAUUUAACAUCCUGUCUGAGGAAUAACAUGGGAUAACAUUUGUAGAUUUAAAGGAUAACUCAUGUUGAUGCUCCAGAAUUUUAUAUGAUAUAUGAGGUGAGGAACACUUUCAAAAAGAUUCUCGGGUUACUACACAAGUAGUAAUAAUUUAAGUUUUAUCUUCUUUAAAUAACUGUCUCAUUGUUUUGUUGUGAAUUUUUAAAAACAUAUUUUGUUGCUUAAAAAUGAUGUUGACAUGUGUGUUAUAGUUUGUAAGAAAACUAAGAACAAAUCUAAUGCCCAACAUUGCAAUAUACAUUGGAAGCAUUUGAUAAUAUUGAAAACCAUCUGAGCUAUGGAUGAAAAUGCAACAAAAUGAUUGAUUCCUGUAACAGCCAUUUUGAAUAUUUCUCCUGAGAAUGAAAAUGACAAACCUCUUUAUUUCAUUCUCUUUAUGUUAUUUGUUCAGAUAUGUUUUUAUCAAUAUAAAACUUAGUAUGCAUGACAUGUAUUUCAUCUUGAUUUUGAAAAGGCUUAAGGUGUUAAUUUUAUGUUCACAAUUUUUAUACGCCCGUCUAGACGGGACGUAUUAUGGUAUCACACUCGGUGUCCGUUCGUCCGUCCGUCUGUCUGUCCAUUAACUUUUCCUUGUAAACGCGAUAACUUCAGUUUAACUUAACCUAGGCUCAUAUAAUUUGGUAUGUAUAAUACUAGCAUAGAUCCUAGGAAGCCUAUCGAUUUUGAGGUCAAAAGGUCAAAGGUCAAGGUCACAGUGACAUGUUUUCAUCUUACCCUUCUGCAGUCCUUGUAAGCGUGAUAACUUCAGUUUAACUUAUUCUAGGCUCAUAUAAUUUGAUGUGUAUAAUACUAGCAUAGAUCCAAGGAAGCAUAUUGAUUUUGAGGUCCAAAGGUCAAGGUCACAGUGACAUGUUUUCAUCUUACCCUUCUGCAAUCCUUGUAAAUGCGAUAAAUUCAGUUUAACCUAACCUAGGCUCAUAUAAUUUGGUAUGUAUAAUACUGGCAUGGAUCCCAGGAAGCCAGGUCAAGGUCACACUGACAUGUUUUCAUCUUGCCCUUCUGCAGUCCUUGUAAAUGCGAUAACUUUAGUUUAAGUCAACCUAGGCUCAUAUAAUUUGGUGUGUAUGAUACUUGCAGGGAUCCCAAGAAGCCUAUUGAUUUUGAGGUCAAUGGUCAUGGUCACAGUGACAUAUUUUCAUCUUACCCUACUGCAGUCCUUGUAAAUGUGAUAACUUCAGUUUAACUUUAACCUAGUCUCAUAUAAUUUGGUGUGUAUGAUACUAGCAUAGAUCCCAGGAAACCUAUUGAUUUCGAGGUCAAAAGGUCAAAGGUCAAGAUCACAGUGACAUGUUUUUAUCUUACCCUUCUGAAGUCCUUGUUAACGCGGUAACUUUAGGUUAACUUAACCUAGACGCAUAUAAUUUGGUGUGUAUAAUACUAGCAUUGAUCCCAGCAAUUCUAUUGAUUUUGAUUGAGGUCAGAAGGUCAAAGGUGAAGUCGCAGCCUUCCACUUUUCUUGCUUGACCAAUAACUCAAUUUUCCGUGUUACAGGCGGGCGUAUUUUGUGCUCGCCUUAGCGACACUCUUGUUUAACUUUGUCUCUUAUUUAUAUUAUUACUUACUCAAUUUAAAUUAGUAAAUGUGUUGACUAAUCUUGUUCUUUCCCUUUUUUAUACCAAAUCAUUUCAAAGAAUAAAAAACAUUGGCCCAGAUUUCAGUGUAUUUACUUUUCUAUGUGGUCCAUUGGAUUGGUGUCAUGACUUAUAAAUCGGAUGUUAUAUGCACUAUCGUGGCAUCUUCUCAAGCCAAAAUGAGUACUGCAAUAACUGACCCGCAUUUCUGCUGGUUAAGUGUCAGUCAUUCCUUCACAAUUAGUGUCUUCAGGGCUCUCCUUUGGCAUGGAAUGAUUUCGUUUAGAAGUGAUGUGAGCCAUGUGCCCCAUUGCAUAAAACUGUAGUAAACUCUGACAUAUCUGAUAACUUUUAUAGUGAGUAAUGCCACAAAUAUCUGGCUCAGAUUAGUUUAUUGUGUUCCUGUUGAUGGUAUUGGUAACAUAUGCAUGAUAUUAAUGUGUAUACCUUUGUUUAGUUCCAUUUGAUUUUCACUACAAGUUUAUUCUUUAAUAUUAUGUAUGGUAUGCCAUUUCUCUCAGUACUUAAUCCAUUUUGCAUAAAAUGACAACUCAGCUUAAGUAUGAUAUUGAAUUAUGUUAAUGAUGAUAAUGAUUAGUGUGAUGUGUAUGGAUAUGACAGAGUAGAUGACUGCGACUACUUCUACUACCACCACCAUUUCUAUUUUUCUACUUUUACCAUUGCUACAGCUACUGCUGCUGCUACUACUACUGCUACUACUACAUCUACUACUACUACUACUACUACUACUACAUCUACUACUACUACUACUACUACUUCUACUUCUUCAUCUUCUUUCUUCUUCAUCUUCUCCUUCUUUUUCUUCUUAUUCUUCUUCUCCUCUUCUCCUUCUCCUUCUUCUUCUUCCUUUUCCUCUUCCUCUACUACUACUACUUCUACUACUACUACUACUACUACUACUACUACUACUACUACUACUACUACUACUACUACUGCUACUAAUACUGCUACUACUACUUCUACUACUACUACUACUACUACUACUACUACUACUACUACUACUACUACUACUACUACUACUACUACUACUACUACUGCUACUACUACUUCUACUACUACUACUACUACUACUACUACUACGUAUACUACUACUACUAUUACUACUACUACUACUACUACUACUACGUAUACUACUACGUAUACUACUACUACUACUACUACUACUACUAUAACUACUACUACUACUACUAAUGCUACUACUACUACGACUACUACUACUACUACGACUACUACGACUACUACUACUACUACCACUACUACCACUACUACUACUAUAACUACUACUACUACUACUAAUGCUACUACUACUACUACUACGACUUCUACUACUACUACUACUUCUUCCUCUCCUCCUCUUCUUCUUAUUCUUAUUCUCCUUUUAUGAUAAUAUUAAUAUUUCAGAUGUUUUUUCAGGUUCAUUUCUCCCUCUGAUUAUUACCCAAGUCUUGAAAUGCUCAAGCAAUGAAAUCUUAAAUGAUUUUUUUACACAUUGUAUUUCACAUUAAUUGAAUGAUUCAUGAAUGCUUUUGAAAUAUACUUAUAUUUUGGUUACAUGACAUGGUGACUCUAGUAUGAUUUGUUUUAUUGUUUGUUAUUUUGUGUGCAAACAUUACGAGAUGCUCAAAAUAUAUGCAAUCUAACUUCAUACCAGAUGGCCUGUCACACACUUCCUUUGAGUAAACAAUUUUCGCCAUCCGGCGUUUGGUGGUAACGUUCAAUUUACAUGUGUGUUGAAUCGACACACUGGGGUAGCACUAUGCUUCUUAACCCUAAUUCUCCCGGGGGGGGGGCCAUAAUGGCCCCCCCUCGACAAUUUUCGCGAUAUAUCCGCUGCGCAAAUUUUUUUUACCUCGCCGCUCACUGACUUUUUACUUUCAAGUCUCGCGCAAAUUUUGAGACCAAAUUUGUGACGCCCGGAUACGCGGUUACGACAUUACGCAACAUUAUGUAAGUGCAUGUCAGACCCAAAAUUGCUCAUAAACGUGAUUUCAUGUACAAAUCCAAUGCAAAUUGUGUAUUUAGCCAAAAUUCAUAAAUGUAUCAUUAUUUCUACUUUUACUGAUUGAAUUUAAUUAAUUUUGCCUUGCUUAUGAUCAGAAUUAAGUCUGGAACGA